UCUAUAGGCUACCGGAGGCAGAGAAGACUGACGCUCGGGCUUUUUUCUACUGUUAUUAACCGUGACUCCGGUCACGGUCAAGCGUUUUAUUUUGUAAAAUAUAUUAAGGAGAUUGUCAAAGGGCAGUAGAAAGAAAUGAGUUAUUGCGUGGAUGUUUUGUGGCACCAAAAAAAAAUGUAGCUAGCGAACCUGAAUUGUAAAAGCAAACGCUCUCUUACCCUAACUAGCUCGCUAAUCACCAGGGUAGGGUGGCAAAGAGUUUCGUAUAUGCAGUAUUAUUUUAGUAUAUAGUUUAGAUUAGUAUAUGCAGUAUUAUUAGGCACCUUAAUGGUUUUCAUGCUGUCAUUAUGCGCCGUUUGUUAGCUAGCUAGAUAGCGUGUUGGUUAGUUAGCUGGCGGACUAGCUGAUGGACAGUUUUGCGGGCGGGCUGUGCGACUACUCGGGCGUUGCUUGGUCUUGGUAUUGGGGCGGUUAGCUGAGCUAGUGAGAAAAAUACAGCACGGAUGUCGUGGCAGGCAAGUUUGUCCCGUCGUCUCCGGGACUCUAGACGGUAGUCCGACUGCUGGUGGAAGAGUUCAUUUCAGUCUGAGUGGUAGCUAUCUAGGCUUUGUUUUCGAUUGAACGUUAAUGAGCCGUGUUGUUAAUUACACCGCCAGCUAAGCUAGCCCUAGCUGUCCUCCGCUACCAUAUCUGUGCACACCAGUGGGAUUUCUGGUAACUAAAUCAGAUGAACGUUGGCUUCGGCUGUUUUGUUCGCUAUAGUGACACUAAGUUCUUUAUUUAUUUAGUACUUAACGUUAUACCUACGUGUGUCGGUGCUGUAAGGCACAUUUUCCUAUUCACUUUUUAGUCGUAGGCCCUAACGUUAUAGCAUCCCCAUUCUCUUAUCUAGCGAGAAUAGCUAGCCUUAGUUAGCUAACUAGCUAACCAGCAAGUGAGUUUGUUUUAUAUUUAAAUGCCUGCGCGUUAUGCCUUGUUUUUAGCAUUAAUAGCCACUUAAAGUUGUAUUCCCAUCCUGCCCCAUUACUGUUGUCAAAAAGGGAACCACCUUCUUAAAACCCUUCUUCGCGUGUCUUCAAAAAAAAAGCCCCAAAAAACAAUCGGUUCUUAAAACACUGCGGUGAUGACACUGGAGUCCAUGAUGGCUUGCUGUCUGAGUGAGGAGGCUAAGGAGUCAAAACGAAUUAACGCAGAGAUCGACAAACAGCUUCGCAGAGACAAACGCGACGCCAGACGAGAGCUUAAACUACUUCUCCUGGGUACAGGUGAGAGCGGAAAGAGCACGUUCAUCAAACAGAUGCGCAUCAUCCACGGGUCGGGCUACACUGAUGAGGACCGGCGCAGCUACACCAAGCUCGUCUACCAGAACAUCUUCACCUCCAUGCAGGCCAUGAUCCGUGCCAUGGACAACCUCAAGAUCCCGUACAAGUACGAGCAGAACAAGGCCAAUGCUUUGCAGGUGAGAGAGGUGGAUGUGGAGAAGGUGUGCUCCUUUGACCAGCCCUACAUCAACGCGGUAAAGAUGCUAUGGGCUGAUCCAGGCAUCCAGGAGGCCUAUGACCGCAGGAGAGAGUACCAGCUCUCCGACUCCACCAAAUACUAUCUAAGUGAUUUGGACCGUAUCGCAGACUCGUCAUAUCUGCCAACCCAACAAGAUGUGCUUAGGGUUCGCGUCCCAACCACAGGAAUCAUUGAAUAUCCUUUCGACUUGCAAAGCAUCAUUUUCAGGAUGGUGGACGUCGGGGGCCAGAGGUCGGAGCGCAGGAAAUGGAUCCACUGCUUUGAGAACGUGACAUCCAUCAUGUUCCUGGUGGCCCUGAGCGAGUACGACCAGGUUCUGGUGGAGUCGGACAAUGAGAACCGAAUGGAAGAGAGCAAAGCCCUGUUCCGGACAAUAAUCACCUACCCCUGGUUCCAGAACUCCUCUGUCAUUCUGUUCCUCAACAAAAAAGACCUGCUGGAGGAAAAGAUCAUGUACUCUCACCUCGUGGACUACUUCCCUGAAUUUGACGGUCCGCAGAGAGAUGCUCAGGCAGGCCGCGAGUUCAUCCUGAAGAUGUUUGUGGACCUGAAUCCCGACAGUGAUAAGAUCAUCUACUCUCACUUCACCUGCGCCACAGACACGGAGAACAUCCGCUUCGUCUUCGCCGCUGUCAAAGACACCAUCCUGCAGCUCAACCUGAAAGAGUACAACCUGGUGUGAGGAGGGAUGGGUCGGGAGACGGAGGGAUACCCUCACAGCCCGUGCACAACGUGAAUUCUGCGCAUACUCUACCCCCCCCAACACACACACACUCUCACACACGCACAUACUUGUACCAUAACCAAGACGGCAGACCAACACAACCCUAUUCUUCCCAGGCACGGACGUUUCUCAUUUGUUACUCCUUGUUUUAGCUAUUGCUUUCACCCUGGCGGUAUUAUGUAGGCUCUCGUUUGCCCCGUCUGCUGAGCCCUCCGCCACCCUCCGAUUGGCUCUCCCAUCGGAGGGCCUGGGCACUUGGGCCGAGCGUGGGAAGCGCCGGGGGCAAAAGGGCGGGCGGUGGGGUGAGCUCCAGCUGAGGGGGGCCGCAGGUAAAAGUUGCGUCGGAGGAGAUGCUGACCUUGGCCAGAGCAAAUCCCUCCUCCUGAAAGGCCACGCUGUUGGCACAGGUUGGCACUGCAUGCCUCUCUAAGGCUAAACUUCACCUUUGAAUGUAACUUGGUGCGAUCUCUGGAAUUGAAUGUCUCUAAAGGCGUUUCAUGGUGAAUGGCAGAAACCAUGCGCAUUGCUUUUUGUUUUUGGUAUAUUAGGAAAAAUUGAAAGAUUAUCUUACAAUCUAGCACUACUGCUACACUCAGAAAAGCAACAGCUGUUCAUGAGCUAUGUGAAAGUAGAAUCACACCAAAUUAAGGGGUAGAUCGAGAAGUGUUGUGACAUUCCUCAUAUUCCAUGUGUAGUUUUUACUGUAAAAAUAGACAGGCCUGCAUCAUCAGUUAGAUAACUUAUGAUAACUUUUAAUGCACCGUGCAGUAGGUUUCCUUCUCAUUUGUACCAUUUUGCCAAAUUCAUAUUCAACUGUUUUGAAGUAAAUAGUUUGCUACAGAUGUUUUGCCAGUAUUGGUCGCAUAUUCGGUACUGUUGAAGGGACAACGUGAAUAUAUAUUUACUGAUGUACUCAGAAGUUUGCAAAACAAAAUUGUAUUUUAUGUAUGUUUACAUGCAUCGCUUAGAAACUGGGUCAAGAACUAUAAAUAAUCCACGUCUUAUUUUGCCACAUAGUAUCUAUUGUUUAGGUAGUGUGCUAUGGUUGUGAAACACUAUUAGUAUGCAACGUGAUGCGCUCUUAUCCUGGUCAAAUUUAACCAGUAAAAUUCAUUUCUGAAAGCUGCAUUUGUACAAAGGAGGUUAAGAGCAACAAUCUGAAGUCAGUUGUAACAGCCACGUCGUCCCUAACUUUCAAAGUGUUGAAACUGCUGUUUCGAUGCUGAGCUUUCCUUUGGCUAACAUGGUACAUGAGAGUGCUGUACAAAGUGAAAUCAAUAUUUUUUAUUUAUGUAACUUAUGGACCAGAUAUAUAAUAAUAAUAAUAAUGGGACUAGUUCACCCCUGUGAGUCUAAUGAAGGGGAGGAGUCUACACUGCUGUACAGAUCUAUUGGCUUGCAGUAGUUCAUACAUGGUUGUUGCAGUUCAAUUCAUGCUAAGAGGUUUUGUUGUUGUUGUUUAUGCAAAUAGGAAAUUUGAGGGUUCAUCAAUGGUUAUUAAUUGGUCUAUGCUUGCGUUUUGUAAUAGAAGGAAGUAUUGAUCUGAGUACCAUAUGUUUCCUGGUAGCUCUUGGAACUUCAUAGCUGAUGAGUAGAUGUUUUUUGGGGGUUUUUUUGUUUUUUUUUCUGUCUUUGCUAUGUAAUUCAGAUGAGUUUUCAUACUUUCAUUACAAGGGCUAACUAAGGGUAAAGUUGAUGGAAGGAAAGGACUUCACUGAGACUACUGACCAAUAGGUGCAAUGAAAUGAGUAUCUGAAUCAGGGUGAUGGUGUGUUGGGGUUUGGGUGGAGCUAUUAUUGUCAGCGCAGGCUCAGUUUUCAAGGUGUCCCAGGGAUACAACUUUCAAACCGUAUGUUCAGUUUAGCUUAAACAGACCACCAUAUGAAACCUGUAGUAACUGGGCUUCAGGUGAAAACGAUUAAAGAAUCCAAACUCCCAUUUGCUAAUGUAUACUGUAUUCUUGCGGUUGAAAUGUGGAGUCAUGGUUAAUAUAGUUGUAUAGAAAUUAUGUGGAACUAUUAAGUAUGUUUUAGGCAAACGGGGGAACAACGUACAUCAUUCCUAAUAAUUUUCACAAGCAUCGCAUACAUUUUAUGCAGUUAUUGGUUGGGUGCAAUAACAGAGGCCUGUCGAUAACGGAGCCCUGUCUGAUAAUACAGGUUUGUGCUCUGGCCCAGUUAUUAAAAGCACUUACUUUUCCUUUGUGGUCAUGCCCAACAUGGAUAUAGAUUUAUUGCAUAUUUGCAAUGGUAAGGAAUUAUGUCCCAUUUACUGAUGGCAGAACUUCUUGUGUUUAAUAACAGUGAUCAGUGUGUUUCUUUGAUCUUUUGGUGCUUGUCCUUGUCAGGGCAAAGGAUCCAGAUAGGGUGGCGCAGCCUGAGAAUAGCAUUAAUCUAUGCUGUCAACUGCACGUACAAGUAAUUAGGAUCUUAGUGCCACAAAAAUCACUUAAAUGAGAAUAAUUUAUGAUCUUUCUUGUAUUUGGGUGUAUUGGAGGUUUUAUUGGGGGGGUGGUCACUGUUUGCACUGUAUGUGGUUAUCUUUCAUAUAUCUUAGUAUUAUAGACUCUAGGCCCUGUACAGAAGUAUUGACGGUUUUUUGACAGCAGCAGUUGUGAUUAUCAUGUGCUCUCUCUAAUGAGGUCAUAUCCUAGGUGAAGAAUUCAGGGGCUGGGCCAGUAAAACCGCCACAGGUUUUCUUUCUGGGUUUUUUGUUUGUUUUUGUUUUGUUUGUUGUUUUUUUUUCCCUUCUUUUUAUCUUUUCUUUCAUCUUUCUUAACAGAAACAUCAAAUCACAAUUGGCAAUGUGUACUUGUUUCUAUCAAUACAAACACUAAGAUUUGACUGAAGUUUCUGCAAGCAACAUACUCUAUACAUCUUAUGAUUUCCCACUAACAGCAACAAUAUCGCAAAACACUACCGGAGUGCAAUGUUCAUGCAGCUCAUAUUUAAAACUAAAUAUGUGCUGUGAAAAAGCUUUAUUCAUUCAUGUGCUUUCCAGUGACUGGGUGUCCGCGGCCAGGAGAGAAGUUUAUCCAGCUUCGCGAGUUCAUGGGUCUGUUUUUGUUCUCCCUGAGUCAGUGCACUGAGGCUGCUUUAGCAAUAGUGGCUGAGUUCCUGCAACUUCUCUGUUUGUUCAAGCAUGUUCCAGGUACUCUGAGGUGUGAACACUAAUUAAUUGAAAUUAUACUUUUUCUUGACAUCCGCACUGAUGUGGCGGAUGCUAAAAAUAUGAAACUAACUUUUCCCCCCCGUAAAUCUGAUAUCCUUAAUUUACCUGAACACUUGUAUGUAGGAUCACUUAAUAUAAAUGAUAUUUUUGGUUGCUUCUUUUUUUUUAAUAACAGUUGAGAACUUUGUAGUGGUGUAUAAAAUCAAAGUAAUGUAUUAUUUGUUUUUGCGUUUUUAAGCAUACCAAUUGUAUAUUGUUGUACUAUAAAGUGUGCCAAUCCCCUUUCUUUGUAGAGCCAGACUCAUUAACAAGUGCCAAGAUUGUGUAAAAUCAUAAAAAGGACAUAGGUCUGUGUAUUUUAUCGUCCUGUUUUUAAAACAAACACCAAGUAUGCGAUUGUUAGAAAAGGACAAUUCUUUGUUCUUUAUUUAAGGUUAAGAUGAUAAACUGCUGUUUUUAAAUGGAAUUACAUCAUACAUGCAUGUAUUUGUUUUUGCUGGGGAGGUCUGGGUGAGUGAGAACCUUCGUUAAUGAGGAAGUCUUUCAAAAAAGGGGGGCCUAAUUGUUUAUCAUUUACAGUAUUUUUUAGCCAUAUUUCUCUUGUAUGUUUCAUUUCAACCACUGUUGCCUGAAACUCAUUGACAUGAAAACGAUUUUCAUAGCCGUCUCCUUGAAACAAAAUUUGUCCGUUUUAAAUUGGAAUAAACUUUGUUCCUAUA
Molecule: messenger RNA, 6135 nt
Organism: Electrophorus electricus (electric eel)
Lineage: Eukaryota; Metazoa; Chordata; Actinopteri; Gymnotiformes; Gymnotidae
Product: guanine nucleotide-binding protein G(q) subunit alpha-like
Biological process (GO): adenylate cyclase-modulating G protein-coupled receptor signaling pathway
Cellular component (GO): heterotrimeric G-protein complex; cytoplasm
Molecular function (GO): guanyl nucleotide binding; GTPase activator activity; G protein-coupled receptor binding
Source: RefSeq, a predicted model, not a curated record